CUGCGAAGCUCUUUGAGACAGUUUCCUACCCGAUUUCUUAGUGAUUCUGUCCUGACAGCACUCUCAGUCGGAACCCGUGCCAAUUAGACACCUCGUCCAAGUCAGUGGGACUAAUCACCGCCGUGCCUCGGUCCCGCUGCGGACCUAGGUCCUACGACCCGUUACACUUAAGGCCAGACCUUCAGCAGCCAAAAGCUCCCAGCUUCAGCACUUCCGCUGCGAUGGAGGACGACUACGACUCAGAUACUUCAGACGGCGACAUUUUCCCGUGCGGCCUCGCGCCGCAGGGAUGUGCCGUUUGUGGGUCAAAUUUUCGAUUGCUACGUUGCGACAGCUGCGAGAUUGUCAGCUAUUGCGGCACCACACACCAGUCGGCCCACCAAUUGAAGCACAAGGCAACCUGUGCCGCCAUUAGGAAGAGUCGGGAAGCCCUUGAGCGUGAGGAGGCCGCACUUCGAGAACACCCCGGAGACUCGUCCUUGCCGGCAGACGUCUUCAACACUGGCGUGGGGCACUUCUGGGGCAUACGGGGCACACGAGACUACAUGAGCGCGCGGGUCACAGCCGCCGAGGCACUCCUCAGAGUCAAUACGGUGGUCGCCGUCGAAAAGGCUCUUGGGCACUGUACCGACCUGCUGCGCCUCUGUCGAGGCGACAACCUGCGUGUGCGAAACAUCAUCCCUGGCCUCCUGCUGCGGCUCGGCCGGGAGCAGGAGUGCUACGAUUUUCUCAAGUGGUGGGCCGUCAUCGACAACAAGGCUCACUACAACGGAUAUUACGACUGGGACGAUGUCACGCUACCGUAUCUGGACAUCCGCGACGCCGACGCUUUCGAGCCCAUCGACAUGUUCUGCUCAGGAAAUUCGAGCCUCAGCCACCUCGUGAUCCUCACCCUUCUGAAGUUGCGUAUGCGUCUCGACCUUACGGCAUCUGAGGAGCCGGAAUUUGGGUACGGGUUCGACGACUCCGAUGCCGAGUUCGACCGGCCUGUUGGAAGGCUUGUACGAGCAAAAUUGCGAACUCUUGACAUGCGAUACGUCUCGAGGACGGUUAAGGCAUUGGAAGGUCAGUACCGCAGACUCUGCCGAGCGGUAAAUGAUGCGAACCCGUACUUCUGGGGAGCUUUGGUCGACGAAGCGGAAGAGACUCCUGCCCCGCCAACGCACUAUCGCCCCGGUUCCACAGAGGAGGCGGAUCUGGUUCUGUAUCAGUGUAAAAGUGCCUGGCGAGAGUCCGAGGACGCCAUCAUCAUGAUUGAUUCGGAGACCUGGAGAUUCACCCGCGUAUAUGAAGGUCCGGCUGCCGUCGCUGGUGCGGGUGACGGUCGAUCGAAAGGCCCAGAAGGGAGAGCAAAGAACAUGGAGAAAAGGCGGGCUACCGGAAACGUGUUUCCAUCAAGGUUCAAGCCCUCGCCGCCGACAUCCUCUCCGGCCGAGCUCUUUCCCCCAACUACUAUGAGCCGCCGUCAGACCGUCCGGUUUGUGUACCGCAAUGACCGAAGAAAGGUACUUGUGUACGCCGACGGUGCCUGUGCGAAUAACGGGCAGCCGGAUCCUCGGGCAGGCUGGGCAGUUGUGUGCGGACCGUCUAAUCGUGGCGAUGAGAGCAACUCCUGCGUUGUGUCCGGCCGACUCGAGAACAAGGGGCCGUUUGGGGAUGACAGCGUGGCGACUAGUAACCGAGCUGAGCUGCGGGCGGCCAUCGCCGUGCUGCGCCUCUGCGACUGGCGGGGCGAGGGCUUCGACAGCGUUGUCAUUGCAACCGACUCGUCCUACGUGGUUGACGGCGCCACCAGCUGGGUCAAGGGCUGGGUGCGCAACGGGUGGAAGACGCGCACCGGCGGCGACGUCAAGAAUAGGGAUCUGUGGGAUCUAUUACUGGGCGAGGUGGAAAGGUGGAAGGACCAUGGCCUGCAUGUCGAGCUUUGGAGAAUCCCAAGGGAGCUGAACGGCGAUGCCGACACAGCGGCAAAGCAGGCGACCGACGAGGGGCCGGCCGAGGUCGAGUUUAGAGAUAUUGGGAUAGGCCCUUCCCAGACCCCUUCCCAGACCACGACGGCCGGGACCGAGCCAGGCCCUCGUAUCCUUGCGCUGUGCCUCGAUUACGAGUCUCUGUUCGACGAUGUUUUUGGGGACCUCGUCUCGCAUCUCACUUCGAAAGCCAAGAUGGAGCGGGCUACGACGGAAGAAGCCGCCCUCGGGAUACUGAGCCAGGAGCCCCCUCCGUCGGUUAUCCUCGUCGCCGAUGCAGCCCUAACACGCCGGAGGAAGCUCUGGGAGCGCGUCAUAGACCGUCUCCGUGAGGGGGCCACAGUCGUGCUGGCGGGCUGUUUCAGCAGCAUGGUGACCAUGGGCCAGUUCAAUCGCUUCUUUGCUAGGGCUGGCCUUCCCUGGGAGCAAGGAUCGUAUCACCGGACGACAGUCAGUUUGCGCCGCGGUGUUGUCGGGGCCCACCUAGCGAGCCGGCUCCCCUCCGCGUACAGCCUAAAGGCCGUCUUUGUGAAGAACGUGGAGAGAUCGGCGGCCUGGUACACUCCGAGCGAAACCCCAGCUGAGGCUGCAGUGGUAUUCGCUGACGUUGGGUUAGGCAAGCUCGGUUAUGUUGGGGAUGUGAAUGGAGAAAAGUCGUCGGAGGCAGUGGUUCUAGCCAUGUGUGGCCUUCUAGAUUGAUCGAUUCUGGUAUCUACC
Molecule: messenger RNA, 2687 nt
Organism: Phialemonium atrogriseum
Lineage: Eukaryota; Fungi; Ascomycota; Sordariomycetes; Cephalothecales; Cephalothecaceae
Exons: 1
Coding region: 222-2669 (815 amino acids)
Biological process (GO): DNA replication, removal of RNA primer
Molecular function (GO): nucleic acid binding; RNA-DNA hybrid ribonuclease activity
Source: RefSeq, a predicted model, not a curated record